Lottia gigantea (owl limpet) is the source of this 593-nucleotide messenger RNA. RefSeq lists its product as hypothetical. The coding region runs from base 114 to 326 and encodes 70 amino acids. Gene Ontology annotation, biological process: copper ion transport. The transcript has 4 exons. Lineage: Eukaryota; Metazoa; Mollusca; Gastropoda; Lottiidae. Gene Ontology annotation, molecular function: copper chaperone activity; metal ion binding. The record is from RefSeq and is a predicted model, not a curated record. Gene Ontology annotation, cellular component: cytosol.
GAAAUUUACACAUACACCGAAUAAAGAAGUCCAAACGUGUGUUGUGUGCAGUUUCACUUAGAUUGUUUUCUAUUCAGCUGACAGUUGGCCAACUUCCCAAUAAAAUACCAACAAUGGCGCAGGUUCAUGAAUUCAAAAUGGAGAUGACUUGUGAAGGAUGUGCAGGGGCUGCCCAGAGAGUUUUGGGAAAGUUAGAGGGAGUCGAAAAAGUUGAAACUAGUGUUGAAAAACAGCAAGUUUUAGUCACUUCAGCCUUACCCAAGGAUACUCUUUUAGAAACAUUACAGAAAACAGGGAAGACUUGUUCUUAUGUUGGUACUCAAUAAUCAUCUUCUAUUGUCUAUCUAUUCCACUAUUGUCAUUAUUGUACAAUUUUUAUCGUGUAUGGAACGCUUGUAAUCAAUUAUUGCCAAAGCAAAGAAAAAAGACCAAAAAGAUGAUAAGCAAUUUUAAUGAACCCGAUAUUCAAUUUGCAAUCUGAGAUAUUAUUAUCAUUUGAUGCAAAACUGUUUUUUUUUUAUUAAUUAAUCAUGAUAUUGGUUUAAAUAUUUUCUUAACUUUUUGUCAUAAUAUUAAAGCUGGAUCUGAAAAUU